This is a messenger RNA of Bombus huntii, 8279 nucleotides long. RefSeq names its product MATH and LRR domain-containing protein PFE0570w-like. The coding region runs from base 5255 to 6973 and encodes 572 amino acids. The record is from RefSeq and is a predicted model, not a curated record. NCBI's taxonomy places the organism in Eukaryota, Metazoa, Arthropoda, Insecta, Hymenoptera, Apidae. The transcript is spliced from 7 exons.
UUUUCUAUAAGUGUUUUAAUAUUUAUCAAUUUUAUUUUUUAAAAACCAAUGUUUAUAAUAGAGUAUACAUAUUAAUUUAUUAAUUAUUCCUCCCACAGGUGCACUGAUAGUUUUACACUUUUAGGGUUAGAUAUCCUGCACAAAUCCAUAGUAAUCUUUGCCUAGAAUUAUAUACAUAAUUAGAGUUAAUGGUCAUAAUACACGUAUGUACAUAUGUAUAUUUCUAUAUAACAUCAACAGUAUACCUCUGAAAUCGUGUGUAGAGUAUGAACUUGAAUUUUUGGCGAAGCAAUUCGGGGACAGUGUACGUCCUCGCUCAUUCGAUGAAUAAUGAAUUACAAUUCCGGGGCGAAUGACACAGAGAAGAAUGCCAGUGUGAACCUUAUAUCGUGAAACGAUUCACGCAUAUUGGUUUUUACCGUCUCCCCCUUCUUUUUCUCUGCUUUUACACCUUCUUCAGUUUUAGCUUUCUUCGUCAUACUUCUUUCUUUCUGUAUUCUCCUCUCUCUCUGUACAUAUAUCUCUGGCAUACAAAUUCUAAAAUUUAUUUCUUAUUUUAUCGUAUACCCCUUUUAUGAUUAUAUUUAUUAGUUAUAUAUAUGAUUCAUGGCAGUUCAUUUACGUUAACUAUUAAUGAGAAACCGAGAAAGUUGCAUUAGGUUUAGUUUUAACUUUUUAGUAUCAGCUGUUCCAGUUGAUAAUUGCAGUGGCUCUUAAAGAGCUUUAUUUAUUUAAAUUAUUAAAAUUUAACAUUUUUCCAUAUACCUAUGAAUCUCUUUUUCAGGAAAUUCAUCUUGUAACUGUGUAUCCCUAAAAAUAAGAUUUCAAUAGCUUAAAUGGGCAAUGGUACAGUAGCAAUAGAUAGAAGAUAUGGAUAUUAAUCAUUUAUCAAUUCUAACCUCAAGUACAUAGUUUUAUUUUAAAGAGAUUUGUUGAUUGCUCUAGUUACACGUAUACUACAUUCGGAUUUCUUAUUUUCGAUACAUUAUUGUGAAAUCUCUAGUACAUUAUUCCAACAUUUUAUAUAAUAACAAUGCUAUUGGCAAAUUAAAUAAUAUCCCGCAAUAUAGUCUUUUAGAAAGCCCUUCAUUUAUAUUUAACAUAAAUGAACAGCCAUGAAUUUUCUACUAAUUAACCAAAUUCUCAUAACUUCUCUCAUCUCUGUUUUUCUUUCUAAAUCUUGAUCUUUCUAUGUGUCUCUAUUUUACGAGGACCACAGCACUAUCUGCUCUCUCUCUCUCUCUCUCUCUCUCUCUGUUUCUCCUUUUUACUUUCUCUUUCAAUUUUUCAUCUUGUCAUCGUCUUUCUCGUAUCAAUUCCUCCUCCCUCCUCUCUCUCUCUCUCUCCUUCUUUCCGUUCUCCUUUCCCCCUUUAUCCCCCUCACAUCGCACCCCUCUUCGAUCAACCGAUCGUCUCAUUUCUCUCACACUCUCUCAUUCUUUCGUUUCAGCUCGCUCGAACAGACACCUGUGGCUAUACUGUAUACACGAAAAUGUGUUCGUCAGUCGCAGACACACAUCCUGAUUACUAAUUCACGAAGCCGCGGACUACUUCCUUGCCGCGUUGUGUGACACCAAAUCCCAUAUUCCGGCCGAAUGGAGAGUCGAGACGGACACGGUGAUCCUUAAAAACUAGCACGACAACCAGCAGGGAACUUGAACACCGGCGAUUCUAUGAUAAUCUCUGAUCGAUCGGAUCAAACAAUGAUUUAGGGUAAUUCAGAAGUCGUCCGAGCUGUUGAAAGUUUCAAUGACUUUGCGGACUGCACGGAUAAUAUGGUUUCGCUGGCUUUACAAAAUAUUUCCAGGGGAGACUUAGUUACUAACGGUAAGAACGUAAUGCCUAAAAUACUUUAUAUAGGAUAUUUUCCUCCUAUUUCUUUUCUUUUUUUAUUCUUUGAGUUCCUUUAUAUCUUAUUGUUGGAGCUACGUCGUUGAAAGUUUGAAUGAUUUUGCAGAUUGCACGAGUGAUUUGAUUUCGUUGGUUUCUAGAAAUGUUUAUAGAGCAGAUGUGGCUCCUAAAACCGUAAAGCGUAAGACGAUUUAUUAUGGAUAUUUUUACGAGCAGUUGAGGUCUUACUUUGGUUUGGAGUUUCUUUUAUUUUCUAUUUGCUAUUUGUACUCCUUUAUUUUGCUGUUGGAAUUUUUGUACCUGAAAAUUUGACCGAUUGUGCGAUCCUGUUAAUUUUCGCAAACAUUUAUGGGACGAAGGUAAUUAUUAAGAUCAUAAAGCUACUUCAUUUUAGAUUUCGUAAUAUUUUCUAUUGUUCCUUAGGUUUUUUUAUCCGAUAUUUUCUGCUGAUAUUAGUAUUACAUCUAAUACUAAUUCGCCUAGCAGAAUUGUAUCGUUUAUGAUACUUUAUGUCUUAAUUGCCUUUCGUUACUCGCUAAUUUGUGUAGAUAAUCGUGCAGUUGAGUUAACUUUAAUAUGGAUGGUGUAACGUAUUUGGACUGAUCCUGGCACACUGCAUAAGUAGUAUAAUUGGACUAAGAUAUUCAUGAAUAUUUACAGAGAAGUACCAGAGAAGUACUUUCUUCAUUAUCGUUACAUAUUUCCUUAUUUAAUAUUUAUUUAUCUAAAUUUUCAGAACACUUCCACUUCUAAAAUGAACAAACGUAACGUAAAAUACAUAAUACAUUCGUAUCUCGUUUAAUGAAGUCACAUAAAACAUUCUGGAUGUUUGCCUAAACUGUAUAAAAAAUGAAAUAUCUUCAUAUCAUAUUGUAACGAUUUGGAUAAAACUUGCGACCAGCCUAUUGAGUACUGGAACUUAUUCAGAAGUGGUUUCUUGAAAAACUAGUAAAGCGAUGAGAUGAGUAAAGUGGAAUAUGUCUGACAAAAAUGUCGAAUCGCUUGAAGCGUUCGAUUCUAAACGAAUGCUAGGAGUAUGAUCUAUCAGUGGUUAGACUGAAAGAGGAAACUGUCUAGUAUUUACAGUUAUACGAUCGCUCCGAUGACCAACCCGUCCUCGAGUGGAAUUCCGGAUUUUUCGUUCGUUUAAUAUCCGCACCAUUCGCAUGCCAUUCUAUACUUUCGAUUUAAUCUAUCGUUACCGCUUCUUUCGAAAAUUGGAAACACCCUGAGAAAACGGUGACGGAGACGGAGACGGAGAAAAUGGAAGAAAGUGUUAGAGAGAGUUAAAAGUUGGACAUCUGAAAGCUUAAGAAUUUAUAUGUAGUAAUUUCUAGACUGCAGGUAUUUAUGCUUUUAUGAUAAAUUUAGUGAUAACGAAAUCCACAGAUUGCAUUAUAAAAAUAUAUACAUAAAACAUUCAUAGUAGGAUACUCUUUAUAAUUUUUGAUGGAUGAAACAAAUUUUUAUGUAAGUUCCACUUCUUUAGUUCUGUACAUAAGAAUAUGAGAUUGAAAAAUAUAAAAAUCCAGUAAUUAUUAGACAGCAGAUUUUUAUAUUAUAAAAUAUUUAUUAUGGUAGAAUCUUCCAUCUCCGAACUGAUAGGGAGACAAUAGCGUUUAGACAAUUAAAUAAUAAACUAGUAAAUUUUUCACUAAUUUUUGUACUUUUAAAGUCUUCGACUCUUUCUUUGAGACAGCCUAUAUAUGUAGAAGGUGAGAAGUGGAAGCUGAGAAUAGCAAACGAGAGAAAUACUUUCACUAAAUAUGACGGUUGAAUGCUGAAUGAAAAAAUUUUAGGUCCAUUGAAGCUGAAUUUUUUGUGGCGCUCGUAACUUCGAUGAUGGAUUAGCUAAAAAAGAAAAGUUAUAAAGAUACUACAAUGAUUGAUUUUGUUGGAAAGAUGUUCCUUAAUCUGAAACUCUUUCAACUAGUCAAAUUAAUUUUAUAAUUUGUCAUUUUGUAAUUUAUUGUCGUUUAUCGAAUUUGAUAGAAGUGCAACGAUACACUGCAGAGAUUUAUUAAAUACUGUAAAGUGAACGACUUGGAAUUUUUACGGAUGAAAAUAAUUCCGAAUCAGUCAUCAACGUAACUUUGCAAUUUUAUACGUCUGUGUAAAUUGCGAGUUAGCCUUCAUACUGUUAUUAAUAUCCAAGAAAUCCUGUGCUUUGCUUGGCAAUUAAAUCGUCCGAGAAUGGUAAAAGUAUAAAUGGAUCACAGCAUCCAAGAAGCUCGAUAAAAGCACAGACGAGGUUGCACCUCGUUUGUGAUAAAAGUGAUUAAUUACCGACAGGGAGUAAUUGAUUGUACCUAGAAUUUAAAUUUAUAAUUUAAAUUAAAUUUAAUCGUACAACGUUAAGAUUUAAUUUAUGUUACAGAAGCAAUAAAUUAUAUUGUUCGUUAAUUUUACCAAACCGAAUCUUUCUCCUCAACUUAUCAAAUUGCUUAGAUCCUGAGAAGAAAUAACUCAACUGUUUUAAGGCAGAUUCUUUUUAUCAAUGAACAUCAAGGCGGAUUUUUCUUUUUUUAAUACUAUCGAUCCUGUGUUCCAAUAGGUCGCAUUGGUGUCAGAAAAAUUAUAACAGCCUAAUGACCACCUUAUAUCAUUAUAGCAAAAUUGUAAUAGCCUUCCCAAAAACUACUUUGGAACGUAUUCUCUCACUAAUCUUUCAAGGGUUAAAGAGCAAAAUAUCUUUCAUUUAAAAGCUACGAAAGAUCUUCCACGAUCAUCCUACUGCAUUAUAAAUUCAAUAUCAUAUUAUAAAUUCCAAUCAUUCCAAAAUUCUAAUCAAAUCUAAUCUUGCCCAAAUAAACCUUCUGGAUCAUUUUAUUAUAGAAAAUUUAUGGGAAUCUCUCUCAAUAAACAUUGACACUAAACUUUUCUAGAAACUAACGGAAACAAGAGGAAAACCAGUCCACCCAGCCCUUCGAUUGCAACGAAAAUGAUUUAUCGAGGAGCGACGAUUCAAACGAAAUCUAAGGAAAAUAGCCUUGCAGCUCCGGGUAUUCAUUGGAUGGGAAACGUUCUGGAUGUUUUCGCAGCGUAGUAAAGUCGGUGCACGCCUCGGCCCGAUCCUUUUACUCAACGGCACAAUGCACGUUCUCAAGAAAGGGAGAAAACGCAACGAGAGCCACGUGGAGAGAACACACGAAGAAGGUGUAAUACACACCAUGUCGUCGCCAAGGAAAGAGGACGGCGAACGAGAACGAAGGAGGUGGAGAGGUGAGCCCGGUAUAAAAGGGUCGUUGCGAGCCGCCUCGUCUGUUUUAACACUCUCACCGGGUCGCUCGGUGGAUAUCACGGAGAACUCGUGUCGUUGAACGACCUGGACACAUACGCUUCACUUGAACAGGAACCAUUAUCCUUCGUCGAACAACGAAAAAAGAAGCGGGAAGUGAGAAAAAUGAAGUUGGUGAUAGCGUUGGGAGUAUUGUGCUGCCUGGCGGCAAUCGGAACCGCAUCGCCGCUGCCAAAAAUCUCAGCGGCGACUUCUACGUCGAAUCAGGUCGCAACCGGAAGACAGGCGACGCAGCAGCCAGCAGCAGUCAGCGAAGACGAUGACGAUGACGACGAUGACGACGACGACGUCGACUUCGAUAUCACGGGUGACGACGACGAUGACGACGAUGACGACGACGAUGACGACGACGACGAUGAUGCUUCCGAUUAUUUCGAACGUUUCAUCGAGGAUAUAUUAGGUGAGGAGGACGACGAUGACGACGACGAUGAAGCCACCCCUGUAGAACCAGUGGCGCCAGCAGUGGCGGCGCCAGUAGCGUCUGCACUUCCGGCGGCUGUCGAAGCCGAUUUGAACGCCGCCGCCGCGGAAGCGGAGCAUGCAGCAGAAACCGCUGCGGAGAGCACAGCCGUAGAUAGCGAGCCGACAGCCGUCGAGGAAGACGAAGGAAACGCAGUGGGAGAGGGGCAAGCCGUAUCCGGUAUCCACGAAACCGGGCUCGAAGGUGCGGAAUCCGUGUCAAAUCCUGUCCACGUCCCAGCCGUAUCAACGAACGAGGCAGAUACCGAGGACGAUGAUGACGAUGACGACGAUGACGAGGACGAGGACGACGUCGAUCUGGUAUACACCGAGGUCGACGAUGACGAGGACGAGGACGACGAGGACGAUGAGGAUGACGAGGACAGCAUCGCCGACAUCGCUGGCGCCAGGCAAGCACGAAUGAUGCAGUCGGAACCAAGCAACGACGUAUCGGCGAUUUACGUGGCGAAAUACAAUCGUUUCGUGGACAACAUCUUAGGAAGAAUUAAUAAAAUCUUACGUAGCAAUUAUGACCCAGUGACGGUGAAAUUGUCCAAUGCGAAUGCCAAAUCGAAGUCUGGUAAACAGAAGAGCAAAAGCAAGACGAAGAAGAACAAUAGCAAGACUGGAAUAAAGAAGAGCAAUAUGGGAAUAGUUUCGGUGACCACAGAGAAAAUUAUCGAAGAAGUUCCUGAAAACACACAGAAAACUCUGGAGGCCGUUGAAAAUACGACUAUGUCAGCUGCUACCGUUGAAAAGGAAGCAACUACUAUCGUAUCUGAACUUCAAGUGUCAAGUAGAUCAAACGUGGAGACAACGACAAAAUCUACAAACAAACGAGUAUCUAAUUCGAAUAGCAAAAAAUCAAAUAAAACUCGUGCUGGAACGAAGAACAAAACGAAACAGACUAGCAGUAAUAAAAAUAAGACAAAGAAAAAUAAACCAAAGGCGAGAGCCACACUUUACGGACUCGCGAGCCUACAAAGAUCCGGAGACGUGUCUGUGAACAUGAUGAGCGAUCACACCAUGAUCAAAACGAGAUUUACUCUCGGUCCUUUGAUACUAAAGGUUGAAAAGGAAUUUGGUAGGGCUGCAAAGAAGGAAUUGAGAAGCGCGACUGCUACCACUGCCGAAAUGUCGGGUAAACUGAGUCUUCGAGUUCUUCAUGGUGGUGCAGCUACCCUCAAUUCCAUCCGCGUUCUGCAACCUAAACAGGUACGAGUGGAGAGCGCGGACGAUCACGACAGAACGCGCGAAUUCGUCUGGAAAAGAUCAUCGCACAUCGCUCAUUUAGUCUCGGAGAAAUUAUCAUCGGCCACGAGGUCGAUGCUUCGACCUCCACCUGUUGCAGUCGCCGCCGCUUAAACCUUCCUUCGCAUCAUCGUUGGUCUUAAUGAAAACCUUCAUCCACCAUGAAAGCGGACUUCUCCCUUUGUCUUUAUUUCUUAAAUUAUUAGACCGCGGAUUUUUAUGCAAUUUCAUAUUUUUGCCAAGAGAGAUCUAAAGAAACGAUAUCUAGUAAUAGUAGUAAUAGUAAUAUGUUUCGCCUAUUAAAAACUAUGAUCAUUCAUACUUAGUGUAUUUUAUAUAUUUUUGCAUAUUGUACGCAUUCGGUGGAUUUUUGUAUUUUUAAAUGUUUAUCAGAAAUGCAUAAAAGUCCACAGUCUGUGAAUCAUUAUUCGUGAGAGCAGUCUUCUCUUUAUGGUAUUUGCGUUUGGUUUUAUGGCUGUUUGUUUCUCGAAUCUAAAGAGAAUCUUCUGUAAUUUCGUUAGCUUCGAAUUGCGAGAAUUGGAUGCUUUCGUUGGAUAAGAAUUUAAGCAAUUGAUUCUGAAUCGUUUUGAAUAAAUUAGUUAACGGAGUAUGUUACAUAGUAAGUAGAAGAGCAACCAAAUUUAUUGGUUGAAAUGUUAUGAAAAAAAUUAGAGUGUCGAUGAAUGCAUUUCAAUUCUCGAUUGGCUCUCUAAAUAUCUCGGUAUACGUAUCUGUUAUGCUUCGUGCGUCAUUGAUAGAAUUCACGAUGUUCGUUAUAGAUAAUAGUUUGAUUAAUUGGACGAUGAUAGAUAUUGAUAAACCGUAUGUAGAAGAGUGUGGAGUUGUGGCAAAAUUAACGUACUUUCGUACCUUUUCGCUUUCCAUUAUUAUUAUCUAAAAACUGACAAAUUUCUAUUACUCAGAUCUUGUGUUUUGGCUUAGAUAUGGUUUGAGGAUUUAAUGUUACAGUUUUAUAUCACUGGUUUAUAUUUUUAAAGGUACAAUUUAUUCAUUUCUCUCUUUUUUGUUUUAAACACUGGGAAUUUUAAGAGUCAACAAAUAGCAAACUGUUUAUCCUUCCUUCGCUUCAUUUUAAUAACAAUUUUUGUAAGAAAGAACGAAGGAUAAACUGGUUUUGAAAGAGUUAUGCAUUUUCAUUCUAGACCAAUAUUCGCUAUUAAUUUAUUUAUUUAUUUCUAGUAGUUUCUAUGAAUCAUUUGCAAAGUCUGAAACAUUUUCAUGCUGCGAUAUCGAUGUAAUCUGCAUUUAUACCUAUUGUUUUAUGUUACCCGAUACUUAAGGCAAUUGAGCUUACAUUUAUAAAAAGAUUCGUUGUAAAAUGAAUAAGUCAACUUUUUAUACUGUUUUAAUGAUAUUCUAUCAAUAUUUAUAUAUCAAUAAAGUACUUUAAGUAGAUUUA